Leishmania braziliensis MHOM/BR/75/M2904 is the source of this 2589-nucleotide messenger RNA. RefSeq lists its product as hypothetical. Lineage: Eukaryota; Euglenozoa; Kinetoplastea; Trypanosomatida; Trypanosomatidae. The record is from RefSeq and is a predicted model, not a curated record. The transcript has a single exon. The coding region runs from base 1 to 2589 and encodes 862 amino acids.
AUGAGACAGGAGGCCCGCGACCGCGGCGGGUACGAUAGAGGGAGGAGAAGCUGCAGCUCCUCAGACCCUGAUGAUGCGAGACGGACAGCGGUUGCUGCGGCUGCCACAGGGCCUAACACGGAAAAAGAUCUUGCAGACCUGCUUGACAGUCCGGAGUACUACCCUGUCGCUCCUGGUGUUUCUCACGGGGAUGGAGCGGCACUUCUGUCAUCUAUUCCACCACCCAGCGACACAUCGAACAGCGAUGACCGCAAGACAUCGCGUGCCCGUGAGUGCGGACGGCAGCAGCCCAAGGGUGACGCACUGAGGAACUCAGCAUCCUCCGACGUGCCUCAAACCUUCGUAUCACCGUCUCAGGCUUCUCUCAUUGCACCACACAACCAUUCCGAGCAGCAGAAGAAGUACAAACAUUGUGGGCCGGGCCACAGGGAUGGUGCCAACAGCGGCAGCAGCAGCGAUGGAAGCAGCCGUCGUCACCAUGCCAACCUACACUGCCUUGAGAGCGAGGAUGAUUUCCGUCAUCGCCCCGAACACCCGCAACGUUCCCCUGAUGCCAUCUUCAAGGCUGGUCACGGCGGUGCGUCGCUCAGCCGCAACAGCUCCUUCUCCACGUCUACCACUGCUUCUGCAGCUCGCCGCCACUCAGGCAGCAGUCGUGUGUGUCGUACCAGUCGUUCCGCCAGCAGGGUGGGCGAUCUUCGCUGGCAUGCAGGCAGUGACUCAAGCGCGUCGAGACGGUUCUCGCAGGGGCGGCCCAGCUCGACGCAGCCUUGUAAGUCCAUUGGUUUCACAUCACCCUUGUCAGUAUCCCUGGGGGCGGCACGAAGGGACCGGCGUGGCAGCAUUGCUCGCGUUGAAUCUUCCCUCGUUGCACUGCAAGUAGAGCUGGCGGCUGAGAAACGCAACAACAUCGACGCAGAGAACCACAUUACUACUCUGAAUCGCGAAGUAGAUCGUCUGCGCCAGGAGAAUGCGCGCUUGUCGCGCGAGAUGGCGGUUGCCGCGACCGCUUUCCACGGCGCGUCUGCGUCUUCCAACUCGGUCGCCCCCAGCGCUGGUGCUGAUUGUGCUGGAGCGACUUACUCGUCUUCGACACCGCAGGUAAAUGCAGAUGUGGCGUCAAAGCGUAUUGAAGUGCUCGAGGCACGUCUGGGUGAGUUGUCGCGCAACAUGGAGACGAAGCAGCAUGAACUGGACAUGAAGGAUGAGCGCAUUCGCCUGCUGGAGCACAAGCUCGCGGACCAGGUGCUGCUGUACUCGGGGAUGAGUUGCAUGGGAAUGAUGGCGACAGGUCUUCCUCAGGCUCUUCAGCCGGUCGCGAUGGGAGGUCUCGAUUCAGCGACGGCGCCGCGAAGGCAGCAGCAGCAGCGUCGGCCGAGUCGUGCGACCCACAAAGACAGUCACAACAUGAGCGAUGUGGGAGGCCACAGAACACCUUUGCGGCCGUACUGGCAGACACAGGCGCCGGACACAACCCCGGCGGGUCCCAAGAUGAGCGCCAUUCGAUAUGUGAAUGCGCACAGCCUGCAGGUUAGUCCGAGUAAAGACAGCGACAACGCCACUUCGAAGCCGCUUUCAGCGGAGCAAACUCGCAGCACUCACGCUCACCGGCACCACAGUCACGGCACUGGCGGGUGGGAGGAGGGGGCACGCACCGGCACAGGACCGCAACCGUCCGCUUCGUCGCUGCGGGCGUCCCAGCUGGAUGUUAAGGUGAACCGCCCGCUAAGCACCACGAGAGACCUUCGCCAACCAACCACGCGCGAUUCCCGUGCGCGGGGUGAACCUGGCUCGACUGCUUCUCGAGCAGGCAGCGCCGACCACACCAAGAACACCGAGGCAACACCGAGUCGUCGCGGUAGCGGCCUCUCUCCGUGGACGCGACCAGCCACCGACAAGCACAGCUCGUGCAAACGGCGCAGCAGCCGUGGCUCCGUUGCCUCCAGCGGCCAGGCCGGCGGCACUUCGCAACCACGCCCUCUUGGCCGCUCGGGAUCGACAGGCGGUCCUCGGCGCCCGUCCAUACAGCGGCGCCCGUCUACCUCGUUGCUGCGCUCCGUCACCACUGCGACCCGCGAGGGGAACCAGCGUGAGUCGUCCCGUCGCACCUCUGCAGCGUCGCCGCUCUACCGCCAGUCCAGUACUACAGGCUCCGGUGGCCACCCAAUGCACUUGCUCGUUGGUACCAGCGCUGGCGGAGAUCGGCGUUCUCUGUCGCCUGCCGGUUCCACGCAAGGCCGGUCGCCGUUCUUUUCCAUGUUGAACGGCUCCCCGGGGCGCCGCAGGUCUGCAACCCGCUCUGUGGCGCAGCAGAGCGUGCGCUCCGGCACGUCGACUCGCUCUCGCCCGCAGAUCACGUACAGUGCUGACAAGGAGUCUUCGACGAUGAGGGGGAAGACGACGACAGCGGUCUUUCGAAGCAGCAACUGCACCAGUCCCAGCGUGGACUCCUCCCACUGGAGGAACUCCUACGCUCGUGAUGGUGUACCGCUGCUCCCCUCUCGCUUGGCUGCAUCUGCUGGCGCCGCUACUGCACCAAACGGUUCCAUUGAAGUACUUACCGAUCUCCUCUCUAACACAGAGGCUUGA